AUGCCUAGCCUUAGUAGGGCUGACAAGUCCGCGGUCAAGCGACAUAUCCCCGACAAUGUGCAUCAUCAUCACAAGAGAGCUGUUGCACAACUCCUGGUCGCCUAUCCCGAUCCUGGACAAUGGACGAAAACUGGCUUGCAGGGAGUAAUAGUGCUCUGCGAAGAUGAAAAGAUCGGUCAUUGCUUUUGGCUCAAGAUGGUGGACAUCUCGCCUUCCGGCAAAGGUGGCGUCAUUUGGGACAUGGAAAUUGAAGAGCACUUUGACUAUAUUAAGGAGAGAAGCUUUUUCCAUUCCUUUGUCUUCGAAGGGGUCUUAUAUGGAUUACUGUUCGCCGACGAGAGCGAGGGUGACGACUUCCUCAAUGCAAUCCUGAAUCGCGAGAAGAAGGCGAACAAGAAGACUACCAAGAACCCAUUCAAGGAAUUCAAUCUCCCAAUGAAAUCAGCCACUCUGUCGCCAACACCUGUCGCGUCAUACCCUUCGCACUCUCUACCCCCAGCAUCGUUCCCGACGAAAACACCCAGUCCGUCGUCAUCUGAGGAGUUCAUAUUUGAUCCAAAGGAUCCCAAGUGGAAAUGGCUGGUGGAAAUGCUCUCUCAAAUGGGUAUCACAGAGGACCAGAUUGCCGAUAAUACCGAUUUUAUCAAGGAUUUUAUCAAGCAGAGCCAGGGACCUGAGCUAGCUCCUCAACCGCCCGCUCCUGUUGAUGAUCAGCCUAAGCCAAGAGCAGCUCCUCCUCCCCCUCCUCCUUCAGGACCCCCGGCUCCAAAGAUCAAUGCUAUCAGCCCUCAAGAUACUGGAAGCAGUUCUGGAAGCCGACGGGGUCCUCCACCGCCACCUCCAACUCGAAAGUCGCGGCCUGAUACUGCCGAGGAGUCUGUUCCGACGCCGCCUCGUGAGCCAUCCCCUCCGCUGCGGAGAUUUAAUGCGCCGCCUCCUCUCGCAGAUGCGGGCAAGUUUGCCGUAUCCGAAGGACCUGCAGAGCGUAGACGGCCGCGGGCGAUUUCAAAUGUCAACGCCGCCAAUGCUCCGCCGCCACCACCAAGACCCCCAAAGACGCCGAUGGAUGACAACCAACCUCGAUUUGGAGUUCCUCCUCCAUUCUCAGGCGAGCGCAAAGUUUCGGCGCCGCCUGCACCUCCCAGUCGCAGUCCUCUGCCUGGCGGGCCGCCACGUCCUCCGCCUCGCGCAGAUGUUGCGCCUCAACUUCCUCCCAAAGUUCCCAACACCAUUAGUCCUCCUGGGCCUCCUCCCCCUCCUCCUGUUAGGACUCCUGUUUCUCCGCCUCCACCAGCACCUCGGCCAGUACCCGCACUAUCUACGCCGCCUGCACCUCCACCGCCGCCUCCUCGAGGGCCUGCACCUCCCCCAGCACCGACCUCGCACGCGCCAGCAGGUGCUCCGCCGCUACUCCCAAGCCGUAAUGUGCCUUCAGUUCCCCCUCCGCCACCUCCUGCUACCAAUUCUUUUGUUCCGCCACCACCUCCUCCUGCUCCAACAUCUGGAGCGCCAGGAGGUCCCCCUCCACCUCCUCCACCCCCUCCUAUAUCUGGAGCACCAGGAGGAGCGCCGCCACCUCCACCUCCUCCGCCUCCGCCUACCAAUGGAGCACCAGGAGGGCCUCCCCCACCACCUCCACCCCCUCCUACAUCUGGAGCACCAGGAGGACCACCUCCGCCUCCGCCUCCCCCUCCCCCCUCCCACGGGGCGUUCAGCAACUUCUGCUCCACCCCCACCUCCUCUUCCUGGGCGGGACUCUGGACCACCGCCUCCACCAUUGCCCCAGUCUGGUGGGGGUGGCCGAGACGACCUUUUGGCAGCCAUCCGAGCCUCUGGCGGUCCGGGUGGAGGAGGAUUGCGGAAGGUCAGGGACUCAGACAAGAAAGACCGAAGCAGCGCGAUGGUACCCGGAUCUGCAGCAGAGUCAUCUGCUGCGGCCUCUAG
Messenger RNA from Penicillium malachiteum, 1944 nucleotides. RefSeq names its product WASP family protein. The transcript is spliced from 2 exons. Bases 1 to 1944 code for a protein of 647 amino acids. The record is from RefSeq and is a predicted model, not a curated record. NCBI's taxonomy places the organism in Eukaryota, Fungi, Ascomycota, Eurotiomycetes, Eurotiales, Aspergillaceae.